UGCGUAGAAGUCUCAGUCAGCGUGUCAGCUGACCGCCAGUCACUUCUGAACCCUGACUUGUAACUACACUGCAAUAAUUGACCAACGUCGUGCAACGACACUCCUCUAAUCCAUCAGUCCAGACUGUCUACCGCAUUGCAUUGACAGAAGCUGGAAUCUCACCUCUUGGAUCUCACCGAGUCGAACAAGAGCAAUACGGCAAACGCGAUCAUCCCACAGCUGAUAUCGGCAAGGUACCUCAACAUCUUAGCACGCGACCGAAUGCCACAAGUGUCAAAGGAUCUACCUCGCCCACCCAUCCAUCAUCCGUCAAAUAUUCCAGGAUCACCUCACCACAUGUGACUGGUGAUGCUGCAUGAUCUACGCGACAGCCGGUAGCUUUUGCCGCCAUGUUGAUGCGAGUGUUGAUCAAUGACUACCCGCACCGGACGGUGGCAUUAGCGACGGAUGAGUACGUCUUGAUCUUUCGCCAUGCUCACACUCCACAAGAAAGUGGACGAAGUUCAAGCGCAACGAGCCUCCCGUCGCUCAGUUCGGGCAGGUUCAAUGCCACUCCGCGAUGUAUGGUUGAGUUUGCCGAAAAGUCAUCCAUCGAUCUGAGCCAAUUCCACGCUGUCACCACAGCGAAAGGCACCCUAGGACUCAUCACAUUCAACAACGACGUCUUCCUUUGCGUCAUCACUGGUUCAGAAGAGGUCGCAACAGUCAGGCAAGGAGAGACUGUACAGAAGAUUUAUGCUGUGGAAUUCUACUGCCUCAACCGUGCCGACUACGACCAGGCUCACGCUCCGAAUCCGUAUCCUGGACAAACUUUCCAGACCGACGAUGCUGAUUAUGGUGGAGGCUACGAUCAAACCGACUCAACAGCUGAACAUCCUUUCAAUGCCGUGAAAAAGCUACUGAGUAAUGGUAACUUUUACUACAGUCUCGACUUUGAUCUCACACGCCGACUACAAGACCGCGCGGAUGCAGUCGACUCAGCUGUUGACAUAUCGAGCCUUGAUGAAGGUCUUUUGUGGAACUCAUACAUGAUCGAUCCUCUCCUGAAAUUCCGAAGCAGGCUUACCGACCAUGAACGUAUCGCCCUCGACCGCUCUCGCCUUCUAACAUCGGUCAUCCGAGGCUUCGUGAAGAGUCUUCAUGUGCCGCCGUCUUCAUCCCCUAUCCGCAGCACAGCGCCUGGUCUUCCCGCCACGUUAACAGUCAUCUCCAGACUUUCGUCUCGGCGAGCUGGCACCCGGUUCAACUCUCGAGGUGUCGACGACAACGGUAACGUUGCUAACUUCGUGGAGACCGAGACCGUUUUCUGGUCACCUUCAGGGCUAUGCUUUUCCUACACACAGAUCCGUGGCAGUAUACCCAUAUUUUGGGAGAGUGCUAGCAGCUUGAUCCCCGGACAGCAGAAGAUCCAGAUCACACGGUCACCGGAAGCGACGCAGCCUGCGUUCGAUAAACACUUUGCUACACUGGAAAGGACGUAUGGGGCUGUGCAUAUUGUGAACUUGCUCAGUGCAAUGAAGCCGGGUGAGGUGGAGCUGACGGAAAGGUAUCGCCUUCACGUCAAACGGAGCCCACUUCGACGACAGGUGGAAGGUGAAGAAGAGGAACAUCAUCUACUUCGAGAAACCGAGUUCGAUUUUCACGAGCGCACCAAAGGUGCGACAGGGUAUGAGGGAGCUAAAGCCAUCCGGCCGGAAAUCGAAGCCAGCGCGGAAUCAUUCGUAUAUUUCCUGUCGGAGGUGAUCCCUGAGGAGUCGGUCGUCCAUGGCAAGAGAACGUUAAUCAAACGACCCGUGGUAAUCAUGCAGCAGAAUGGUGUGUUUCGCGUCAAUUGUCUGGACUGCCUGGACCGCACGAACUUGAUCCAAGGCAACAUCAGUCAAAUGGCCAUCGAACUCUUCUUGUCACACCGAGGCGAGCGCGGCAAUUCGGAUUUCUGGAUGCGGCACUCUGCAUUGUGGGCCGACAAUGGCGACACCUUGUCGAAGAUCUACGCCGGGACCGGAGCGUUGAAAAGUUCGUUCACGCGACACGGGAAGAUGAGUUUCGCAGGCGCCAUUGCUGAUGCCAGGAAGAGUGCCACUCGGCUCUAUGUCAAUCAUUUCGAAGACAAGAACAGACAAAAUACUGUUGACUUAUUGCUGGGCAGACUGGUCGGGCAGAAUAGUGUGGAUCUGUUUGACCCUGUCAACGACUGGGUGGUUGCAGAGGUGAAUAGGCGACGGGCGGAGUUCGAAACGCGGGACUCGAUUAAACUUGGGGUCGGCACGUUCAACCUGAACGGCAAGAUCUCCGGGACAAGAGAGGACUUGAGUCCGUGGCUGGCUGCUCGCGAUCGAGAGCUGGAUAUCUUCGUUGUGGGCUUCCAGGAGAUCGUUGAGCUGAGUCCCCAGCAGAUCAUGAGUACGGACCCGAACCGCCGAAUCAUGUGGGAGAAGACGGUGCGGGAUUGUCUGAAUGGACAGAGUUAUGAUGAAAAAGGCCACGAGACACCCGCCAAGGAGGAUGACUAUGUGCUUCUCCGGAGCGGGCAAUUGGUCGGCGCGGCGUUAUUGGUCUUCGUGCGCUCGAACAUUCUUGAACGGAUCAAGAAUGUCGAGGGUGCGAUCAAGAAGACCGGCAUGAGCGGUAUUGCUGGAAAUAAAGGCGCCGUUGCUAUCAGGAUGGACAUAGAGAGUACCUCCGUGUGCUUUGUGACGGCGCACUUGGCGGCGGGAUUUGCUAAUUACGAGGAACGCAAUCGCGACUACAACACAAUCACCUCCGGAUUAAGAUUUCAGCGCAACCGGAGCAUUGAAGACCACGAGAUUGUGGUUUGGGCUGGGGAUUUCAAUUACCGCAUUGGUCUUGGGUAUGACAAAGUCAAGGGCCUGAUCAAUGAGGCUGUCAUUGGGAAUGAGAAGGUCAGGGAUGACGCGCUGGGCAAGCUGUACGAAAACGACCAGCUGAAUAUCCAGAUGGUGGUAGGGGCUUGUUUCAAUUUUUACCGCGAGGGAAGGGUCAAGUUCCUGCCGACGUACAAGUACGAUAUCGGCACGGAUCAAUUCGAUUCGAGUGAUAAGCAGCGCAUACCUGCCUGGACGGAUCGGAUCUUGUGGAAAGUCAAUCAUAAGGGCAACUUGGUUCAGGGUGGAGAGGUUCUGGGGACGCAGAUGAAGCAGUUGGAGUAUGACAGCGUCAUGUCUUUGCGGUUCAGUGAUCACCGGCCUGUGUAUGCCAUUUUCGAGAUGGGGAUUCUGGUCGUGGACGAGCAGAAGAAGGACGAUUUGACUAGGAAAUUGUACGCGAAGAGGGCGUCGGAGGUCAAGAGUAAAGGCGUGGGAGCUGGGGAGUCGACGGAAGGGUUUUCGGAGGUUGGUAGUGAUGAAGAAGAUGUGGAGAGUGUGGCGGGAUAUGCGAGUAUUCAGGAGGGAUUGCCGCCGGCGAGCAGCGAUAAGAGGAAGUGGUGGCUUGAUGGGAAUAAGGGGGCCAGAAGUACUAUGAAACCGCCUCGGGAUGGGAUGGUGCUGAACAGGAACCGUGAAGGGAAUCCCUGGAAAGAUGGAGGUGGCGAAGAUGACUGGGUUGAGGUUGAGAAACCGUCGAAACCGAAACCGGAACCACCGCCGUCGAGGGUGACGAGGAGAAUGGUGCCUCCGGCUUGGGAGGGCGAGAGGGUGGUGUCGCCAAGUUCGGUGAAGAGUGAGAUGCGAUGGGAUGGCAAUGGCAGUGCGGAUGGGAAUGGGAAGAGACGUCCAAUGCCGCCUGCGCCGAGAGUGCGUGAUGAGGCGACCGGAACAAUCCAGAUGAUAGAUCGAGAGCAAGAGGAAGCAGCCGGGGACGCCGAGUCACCACCCUCGCGGUCGUCAUCAACAACAACGGUCAAGAAACCGCCGCCUCCGAAACCCCUAAAGCCGGCGACCCUGACAACAGCGCCGAGCCAAGUAUCUGUGCCGCAGGUCAGUUCUCUUCCUACGAGGUUGGCGAGUGUUUCGAAGCCGAAUGUCGGUGUCUCGCCUGAGUCGGCAGACGAGAAGCCGCCUCCGCUACCGAGACGGACAGGAACAAACAGUUCGACUUCUUCAUUUAUGAGUGGGUCGGAGGUGAAGAAUGCCGGUCCGAACGGCCAGAGAGGUGGAUAUGUGCCGCCUCCUCCGCCGUCGAGAGUGACGAGGCUGGCGAGAGAUGAUAGCGCGGCGUCGUUGAGGCGGAGUAGUUCGGCGAGUACGACUACGACCAACCAGUCUGGGCCACCAUUACCGCCUAGGACACAGUCAAAUUCUGGGAGAGCGAGUAAUGCUGGGCUAUUGGAUGAGGAUGAUGAUGAUACUGCCGCUAAGGGCGGUUUGGAUAGGUAUAAGCCUCUGUUGCCUGAGCGAUAACCAGGGUAGAGAGAUGAUGGCGGCCUCAAGAGGAGAGGAUCAUGGAGGUCAUGACAUGGGUCACGAAAAUGACCGAGAUAGAGAACUAUCCGUUGAUGCUUUG
This is a messenger RNA of Exophiala viscosa, 4464 nucleotides long. RefSeq names its product inositol-1,4,5-trisphosphate 5-phosphatase. The transcript has 3 exons. The record is from RefSeq and is a predicted model, not a curated record. Gene Ontology annotation, molecular function: phosphatidylinositol-3,5-bisphosphate 5-phosphatase activity; phosphatidylinositol-4,5-bisphosphate 5-phosphatase activity. Gene Ontology annotation, biological process: phosphatidylinositol dephosphorylation. Bases 390 to 4361 code for a protein of 1323 amino acids. NCBI's taxonomy places the organism in Eukaryota, Fungi, Ascomycota, Eurotiomycetes, Chaetothyriales, Herpotrichiellaceae. Gene Ontology annotation, cellular component: cytoplasm; membrane.